This is a messenger RNA of Salvelinus namaycush (lake trout), 2175 nucleotides long. RefSeq names its product collagen alpha-2(VIII) chain-like. Gene Ontology annotation, molecular function: protein binding. Lineage: Eukaryota; Metazoa; Chordata; Actinopteri; Salmoniformes; Salmonidae. Bases 5 to 2062 code for a protein of 685 amino acids. The transcript has 2 exons. The record is from RefSeq and is a predicted model, not a curated record.
GACCAUGCUGUUGGCUCCUGUCUGUGUGCUGCUGCUGCUGGGGGGCCGUGUCCUUGGAGGAGGCUACCCCCCCAUGCCCCAGAUGAAGUACAUGCAGCCCAUGAUGAAGGGCCCUGUGGGACCUCCCUUCCGAGAGGGCAAGGGACAGUACCUCGACAUGCCACCCAUGAUGGACGUAAAGGGCGAGCCAGGGCCCCAAGGAAAACCUGGACCUAGAGGCCCAACUGGGCCCUCAGGACUUCCGGGAAAACCAGGACUGGGGAAACCAGGUCUCAAUGGCCAGCCUGGCCUUCAGGGGCCUCCAGGCUUUCCGGGCAUUGGGAAGCCAGGACUUCCGGGUCUCCCAGGAAAGGGGGGAAUUAAGGGGAUGCCUGGGAAUAAUGGCGAGGUUGGACUCCGGGGUGAACCAGGUCCCAGAGGACUUCCAGGUCAACCAGGUCUCCCUGGGCCAGCUGGCCUGUCUCUUAAUGGCAAACCUGGCCUUCCCGGUGGGAGGGGCCAACCUGGGUCUCGUGGAGAACCAGGACAGAAAGGUGGGCCUGGAAAUCCUGGGGAGCGUGGACUCAAGGGAGAGAAUGGCAAUGGGAAUCCUGGAUUGCCAGGAACCAGGGGCCCCAAUGGGCUCAGGGGCCCCCCAGGGCCAGCUGGUAAUCAGGGCAUGGGAAAACCAGGACUUGACGGGCUUCCUGGUCCUUCUGGGCCUAAAGGGGACCAGGGGCUCCCAGGAGGAAUAGGAGAGCCAGGGAAGGCUGGCGGUCCAGGGCUGCAAGGCCAACCAGGAUCCGUCGGAUUGGGCAAGCCUGGUAAUGAUGGAUUGCCUGGAGGGCCCGGUCCACUUGGGCCUAAAGGUGAGCCAGGACAGAGGGGUUCUUCAGGGUUUCCUGGAGGUCCUGGCUACGGCAAACCUGGUCUACCAGGGACAAAGGGAGACAAGGGCCUUUUCGGGGGACCAGGCGUCCCUGGAAAUAAGGGAGAGCCUGGGAUGGCGGGACAGCCAGGAGACAUGGGCCCAGAUGGACAGCCAGGACCACCAGGAAUACAGGGCCCCAUGGGGCUUUCAGGAAAACACGGCAUGCCCGGCCUGAAGGGAGAGUUGGGUCCACAGGGGCAUCCAGGUCUGCCAGGGAUCAGAGGGGACCAGGGUCCCGGUGGUAUGUCUGGAAAACCAGGCAUUUCUGGAGACAAAGGGCUCCCGGGCCCUAACGGGGCUAUCGGAAAACCUGGGCCCAAAGGCGAGGCAGGGCACAUAGGCCUGCCAGGAAACCCAGGUCUUUUAGGCAAUCCUGGACCAAAAGGGGAGCUUGGGUUUGUUGGGUCUCCAGGACCAAGAGGCCAGUCUGGAAUCCCCGGUCUGCAGGGGCCUUCAGGGCCAAUGGGGCCACAGGGUAUCCCAGGUCUGAAGGGCGAACCUGGGCUGCCGGGUUUUCCUGGUCUGGGCAAGCUCGGAGAAAAAGGAGUUCCAGGUCCCCAAGGUCCCCCAGGAAAGCCAGGCAACUCUGGACUCAACGGCAACCCCGGCCCUCCAGGGCCACCCGGGCCCCCUGGCCCUGCAGGAAACGGACAAACCGGGGUGGCUGGGCUAACGGAUUCAGGGCUGGGUGGGGACGAGGUACCAGACGGGAGGAACGGAAAACCACAGUUUGGCCGUGCAGAUCUCUCCGCCACCAUGUCACCCGCGUUUACCGCCAUCCUCACCACAGCCUUCCCUCCCUCUGGGAUGCCCAUCAAGUUCGACAGGACCCUUUACAACGGACAGAAUGCCUACAACCCUGCCACCGGUAUCUUCACCAGCCCCAUGUCUGGCGUCUACUACUUUGCCUACCACGUGCACGUAAAGGGAUUCAGUCUGUGGGUGGCGCUGUACAAGAACUAUGUUCCAGCCACAUACACCUACGACGAGUACAAGAAGGGCUACAUGGACCAGGCGUCCGGUAGUGCCGUCCUUGAGUUGAAGGAGAAUGACCAGGUGUGGAUGCAGAUGCCCUCGGAUCAGGCUAACGGGCUCUACUCCACCGAAUACAUCCACUCGUCCUUCUCAGGGUUCCUGCUCUGUCCCACAUAAUGGCCUGCUAGUCAACGAUCACCUAGGGUGCCUUCUGAUGUCCCUAUAUCAUAACACCGGCAGCCAUUACAGAAUAACACCACCUGUAUAAUGUUAUCAUCAACAACAUAAAC